GGAGUGCUUUUUCGUUUUCGGGGAGGGGUGCAGCGAGGAGGGGUGAGGUUGGGGGUUUCGUCCUCGGAGCUGGAAGGCUUAACAGUGCAGCGGAAGACGGUGGGGGUUGGCGUGAGGAGCAUGGCAGAGACUCCAAGCAGGAACCUCGCACAAACCAAAGGGACUAUGCAAACGCGAUACAGGAAGAAACAGAGACAACAUCUUGGUAUCUGGUCAUUUGAAAUGAGAAAGGAAUGGAAAAACUGUGAUCUGGACACAGCUUGGGUUACAAAGAUGCACAGGGUGUUUAAGAAGUCAAGCCCGAAUUGCAAGUUAACAGUCUACCUGGGCAAGCGAGACUUUGUUGACCACCUUGACCAUGUGGACCCAGUCGAUGGAGUGGUGUUGGUGGAUCCCGAGUAUCUCAAAGACAGACGAGUGUUUGUCACUCUGACCUGUGCAUUCCGUUAUGGACGCGAGGACCUCGAUGUGCUGGGCCUGUCCUUCAGGAAGGACCUUUUCAUCGCGACAUUCCAGGCCUUCCCCCCACUGCCGGAGGAGAAGAAGCCACUGACUAGACUGCAGGAGAGACUUAUUAAGAAACUGGGAGAAAAUGCCUUUCCUUUCUUCUUCACACUCCCACAGAAUCUGCCAUGUUCAGUUACCCUACAACCGGGCCCAGAGGACACAGGCAAGGCCUGUGGUGUGGACUUUGAAAUCCGAGCCUUCUGUGCUAAGACGAUGGAAGAGAAGAUCCACAAGAGGAACUCUGUCCGUCUGGUCAUCCGGAAAGUACAGUACGCUCCAGAGAAACCAGGGCCACAGCCAAUGGCGGAGACCACGAGGAGUUUCUUGAUGUCAGACAGGUCCCUCCAUCUCGAAGCCUCGUUAGAUAAAGAGCUCUAUUACCACGCGGAACCCAUCAGCGUCAAUGUUCAUGUGACCAACAAUUCCACAAAAACCGUGAAGAAGAUCAAGAUUUCAGUGCGGCAGUAUGCGGACAUCUGUCUGUUCAGCACAGCCCAGUACAAAUGCCCAGUAGCGCAGGUCGAAGCUGAUGAUCAGGUGUCUGCCAGUUCGACCGUCUGUAAGGUCUACACACUGGUCCCCCUCCUAGACCAUAACCGCGAGAAGCGAGGCUUGGCUCUGGAUGGGAAACUGAAACAUGAAGACACCAACCUGGCCUCCAGUACCAUAGUAAAGGAAGGGGCCAACAAGGAGGUGCUAGGAAUCCUUGUGUCGUAUCGGGUGAAAGUGAAGCUGGUGGUGUCACGUGGAGGGGACGUGUCAGUGGAGUUGCCUUUCAUCUUAAUGCACCCUAAGCCCGUUGAGCAACCCAUCUCCAGACCUCAGUCGGUCCUGCCAGAUUCUGAGGCUCCAGUCGAUACAAACCUGAUUGAGUUCGAAGCCAAUUUCUCCCACGAUGAUGACAUUGUGUUCGAGGACUUUGCUCGGUUGCGGUUGAAGGGGCUCAAAGAUGAGAAGGACGAGGAUGACCAUUUCUUUUAGAGUGGCACUGCCAGGGAUGGAGGAGGGGGUAGGGGGGUGGGGGGAGCAGUUUGGGUGGAGCGGGUGGGGCAUCAGGGAAGAGAGAGGAAAAGAAACCAAAAGAAGGUCAGAAAGCCCCCACCCCUCCCUCCCUCCCUCACCAGGGGGCAGUCAGUGAGAGAGAUGGAGAGCCCACAAGCCUCAUGUCAAGGUCAGGGGUGAGAGGUGGAGGGGGGUGGUGGUGUGGUGGCAAGGGGUACGGACCCCUGGAUCGAGAGGAGGUCAUCGUUUCUCCGUCUUUGUGGGAGGUGUGUCUCUUUGUAGAAUAUUUCUAGACUCAGGCCUUGCUAUACGGACUCUCCGCGCCGACCCCUCACCCUCUCUCGAAGCCGAAGGUCUUCGUCUGAGUUGAAUUCUACUUUCCAACCUCGACCUUGUGAUAGCCCCUUUCCUCUCCUGCUCAAGGGGUGUCCGCUCUAGUCGUUUCUUGCGUCCAUCUCUUUCCCAGCUCCCCCCCGCCCCACAACUCUCCCGGCCUGACUGCAAACUCUCCCCGGCCUCCGUCCAUUGAAGAGCAGGCCUGUGGAUGCCCAGUCCCUAACCAAUCUGUUGGGCAGUUGUUGGCUCAGUGUUGGAGGUGAAGGGUUUGGGGGGAACUAGGCGACAGGAAGGUAGAGACACUCCAGGCCUUUGGAGGUACGGGAGGGAGUUGCGUAUGUGCACGUUUGCCCAGCCAAUUUGAUUCGGUCGUAAAUGCACCACCACCCCCCUCCGAAAUGGCCAAGCCACUCAGUCCAAGGGGCAGUUAGGGAAUAGUCGGCCAACACGGUCCUCUCCAGGUCCCAUGAAAGGGUGAAGGCAGGUACUGGCAGGUGUUAAGUAUUUAUUUUUAUGUGGGUUUGUAGGGGGGGGGUCACAGAAUGACACAAGCUGCCUCCCUCUUUGCCCAAUCUCCCACCCUCUCAAACCCUGCCUGUGGGAGUCCCUCUCUGCUCACUCACACAGCCUAUGGGCGGUCAUCAAUCACAGCGAGCAGUGUGCAGAUCCCAGAGACCGAAGACACACUCGUCUUUGCGGUUCGUUCUCACACACUCGCUCGCGCUCUGUCACAUUCCCUCGUGCUCUCACUCUCACUCGCACUCUCACACACACUCUGCACUCUCACUUUCUCACAUGCUCACACACUCACUGUCUCAUUCUCUCGCACUCUCACACACACUCUCGCCACUCUCUGCACUCUCACUUUCUCACACUGUCUGCACUCUCACACUCUCUGCACUCUCUCACACUUUCUUGCAUUCCCUCGUGCUCUCAAGUGCUCUCUUGCGCUUUCUUGGUCUCUCAUGCUCGCUCACACUCAUUCACAUGCUCUCUCACACUCUUCCUUGCAAGUUCCCAUGUGCUCUUUCUUUCACUUUCUCUCGCUCACAUGCUCUCUCACUCACUUUCGCUCCCCUGCACCUGCUCCAUAUGUCCCUCUGUGUCUGUCUGUCUGUCUCUCCCUCUCUCUCUUUCUUUGUCUCUCCCUUGUAUAAAGAGCAGACGACAGACCUCCCACUUUGUAGAAUUCUUGUGUUUUUCAAACCAUUCAGUUUCUGCCCCUUUUGGUCAUGAGCUGUGUUCAGCAACUCAUUUUCUCUCUCUCUCUGCACCUCUCAAGCAGGGCUUCAUCAGAGAUCACCCUCCCCUCUAUCUCACCAGUACCCUCCCCACCUAGUUUGGCGUUAUAACAGGUCUGAUGAGGUGGAGACAUGCUAAGGCAACCUUUCUCCAGCUGCAUCCGGGAUUGAACAUUCAAUUGAAUCAAUUUCAUUUGUCGGAGCAUUUAUUGCCCCGACAAAGAGCCACCCACAGUUUGGGGCAAAUUUAGCUCCCCCUCCCCCCAUCUCCCUCGCCCCGCUCACCCCAGUAAAUAUUCUGCCCAUUUCUCCCACCCGUUGUGGGAGGGGGCCAGUCCCUCCCAAACCCCUGGCCCAAGGCACUCGCCUGGCAGGAACUACGAGCCGAUAGGUCACGGUGCGUCUUCGAAAAAAUUCUCUCCCUUUUCAAUCCUGCACGUUCACCUUCAGAGGUGAACUUCCUGAAUUUUCUUUUGUCCGUUUACAGGGCACGGACAUCUCUGGCUGAGCCCAACAUUUAUUGUCUGUCCCUAAUUGCUCCCUUGAGAAGAUAGCGGUGGGCUCCCUCUUGAAUUGCUACAGUCCAAGUCGUGUAGGGACGCCCAGACGGGACCAAACAGCGAGGGAUGGUGGGUACAUUGGCCAAGUAAAACCCCGAAGUCACAAAAAAAAACACACACACACACCCACACGGUGCCCUCAGGGAGGGAGUUUCAGGUUUCUGACCCAGCGACGCUGAAGGAACGGCCGAUAUAUUUCCAAGUCAGGAUGGGGAGGGGCUCAGAGGGCAACUUGCAAUGUAUCCCAUGUACCUGCUGCCUCUGAUGCUUCUGGAUGGAAGUGGUCGUGGGUUUGGAAAGUGCUGCCUGAGGAUCUUUGGUGAAUUUCUGCAGUGCAUCUUGUAGAUGGUACACACUGCUGCGACUGAGCGUCGGUGGUGGAGGGAGUGGGGUGUUUGUGGAUGUGGUGCCAAUCGAGCAGGGGCUGCUCUGUCCCUGGAUGGUGUCAAGCUUCUUGAGUGUUGUCGGAGCUGCCCCCAUCCAGGGUAAAGUGGGGAGUAUUCCCUCACACUCCUGACUUGUGGACGGUGGGACAGGCUUUGGGGGGAGUCAGGAGGUGGGUUACUCACCACAGGAUUGCAAGCCUCCAAACUGCUCCUUUUGACUUGGGGGAGGAGGUAGUUCUUUUGCCCUCCCCAACACAAAUCAGCACCCCCCUCCCCCCCAGAAGUAGGGUAACAAGCCCUGCUGGGCUCCCUCACUGGCCACACUCCUAUCGGGGAAAAUCGAGGGGAGUUGGAACUCCGCUGGUGUCAACUCGGGGAGACCGAGCUCCCCCAACCCCAAAAUUUCCCUUCCCAAAUUCUUGAAAGGAGGGGAAGUAUUCCAAGGGGCAAAAUAGGCGCAGAGGAGUCAAGAGAAGCUGCAGAGAAAGUUGGGGGGUUGGGGGGGCGGUGGUGGUGGGCGCCCUGCGGGAGAUGUCAGAGGCUCAGAUCCCAGCACCUUGAGGGUUGGGUCGACAGGUGGGGAAGAAAUGCAGAAUUUGGAGGGAGGACGGAGACGGAGGUGGCGUAAAAGCGUGAGGGUAAGGGGAGGGGCUGUAUCGUGCAGUGAUUAUGUGGCAGGCAAACAGUGGGAUGUUUUUUUAGGGGGGGCCAUGGAAUUCAGCUUUCCCACGAGGUGUGUCUGUUCGCCUCCUGGUGCUAACCCGAGUUCAGGGAUGAUUGGGGGGUGGGGGGGGGGGGGAGUUUGGGGGUGGAUGGCCACAACGAAGAACUGUCCAAGGGAGGUAGGGAGGCUCAGGUAGAGAACCAGAGGUGUGAGCCUUGACAUAAAACCACAUUGUAAAGUUAUUUCCAGCUCCCCUCCAACCGAUUUAAAGACGCUAGCCGAUGGCAGACUUCCCAGGGGAGCCAAUAUUGCAGAAAUGUACUUAUGUGUAUAAUUUUGAGCUUAAUAUGGAUGAAAUGUAUGUCUUUUAUCUUUCGCCAAUGUCAAUAUCGUGUUUUCAGGGUGGAUUGUGGGCAUUUCAGUCAGAGCAAAGAUCUGUCACCUUCCUAUCAAUGUUUAAUAUGUCCGAUGAAAGAUGUUCGAAAUUUAAUGCAUUUAUUAUUAAACUGAUGUAUUUACUACGA
Molecule: messenger RNA, 5220 nt
Organism: Rhincodon typus (whale shark)
Lineage: Eukaryota; Metazoa; Chordata; Chondrichthyes; Orectolobiformes; Rhincodontidae
Product: arrestin red cell
Exons: 16
Coding region: 121-1488 (455 amino acids)
Biological process (GO): G protein-coupled receptor internalization; signal transduction; positive regulation of ERK1 and ERK2 cascade
Cellular component (GO): cytoplasm
Molecular function (GO): angiotensin receptor binding
Source: RefSeq, a predicted model, not a curated record